ACCAUUACCAAACCAACACCGAAAGCUUUACUUAUAAUGUGUCUCUUCCCUACCCUGUUCCUCCUUCUUCCCCCGUAAAUCUUCCGACCAAUAUUCCAUUGCUCUCUCUAAGCUCUACCUCGUGACUUCGAUUCAGUAGUGUAUCUCAGGAAGACUUGGAAGGCCGAUCGAGGCAUCGGAGUUGUCUCAGAUCGAGGCCUGCGAGGCUCUUCCUGAUCCCUCCCCAUGGCCCCUCAGUGGCUGUUGGUCUGGGUAAUGGCGUCCUUUCUCCAUGGGAAUGCAAUGCCGAUCACAUUUUCUGCCAGGCUGAUUCAUCGUUUCUCUGAAGAAAUGAAGGCGCUCCAGGUUUCGAGUGUUGGCGGUCGUAAUGUGGCCGGUGGCUGGCCGGAGAAGAGGAGUAUGGAAUAUUAUGAGAUGCUUGUUACCGGCGACUUUCUCAGGCACAAGAUGAAGCUUCGAGCACCGCAUCAGUUACUUUUCCCCUCUCAUGGCAGCAAGACGAUGUCGCUUGGAAACGACUUUGGCUGGUUACAUUACACAUGGAUUGAUAUAGGGACGCCAAGUACUUCAUUCCUUGUAGCUCUGGAUGCUGGGAGUGAUCUACUUUGGGUUCCAUGUGAUUGCAUACAGUGUGCUCCUCUAUCUGCAAGUAACUAUGCCAAUCUGGAUAAAGACCUGAAUGAGUAUAGUCCAUCUCGAUCAACAUCUAGCAAGAAUCUAUCUUGCAGCCAUCAGUUAUGUGAGAUGGGUUCUGACUGUAAAAGUUCCAGGCAGCUGUGUCCUUACACUGUCAAUUACGUCUCAGAGAAUACAUCAAGUUCCGGAUUGUUGGUAGAGGACAUAUUGCAUCUUGCGUCAAGUGGUGAUGGUGAAUCCAACUCAACAGUUCAGGCUUCUGUCAUUAUAGGGUGUGGUAUGAAGCAAAGUGGUGGUUAUUUAGAUGGGGUUGCUCCAGAUGGUCUUAUGGGUUUGGGAACAGGGGAAAUUUCAGUUCCAAGCUUGCUUGCCAAAUCAGGAUUAAUCCAUAAUUCUUUCUCAAUGUGCUUUGACGAUGAUGAUUCUGGUAGAAUAUUCUUUGGAGACCAGGGAUCAGCCAUCCAACAGUCUACUCCGUUCUUGCCAUUGGACGGAAUAUAUCCAACAUAUGUCAUUGGAGUGGAGGCAUGUUGUGUCAAGGAUUCAUAUCUUAAGAUGACAAGCUUCAAAGCACAGGUUGACAGCGGAACAUCAUUUACAUUUCUUCCGGGCCAUGUGUAUGAUGCAAUUACUGAGGAGUUUGACCACCAAGUGAAUGCUUCGAGAUCUACCUUUGAAGGAUCCCCUUGGGACUAUUGCUAUGCUUCUAGUUCACCUGAGUUGCCCAAGGUUCCCUCCCUCACAUUUACGUUCCAACAGAAUAGCAGCUUUGUGAUCCAUAAUCCCGUAUUUGUAUUUUAUGACGAUCAGGGAGUUAUUGGAUUUUGUUUAGCCAUACAGCCAACGGAUGGAGAUAUGGGAACAAUUGGACAGAACUUCAUGACAGGCUACAGGCUGGUAUUUGAUAGGGAAAACAUGAAGCUGUCCUGGUCGCAGUCAAGUUGUGAGGAUCUUGCUGGUAAGAACAUGCCCCCGUCUCCAAAUAAGACACCACCAAAACCCUUGCCGACAAAUGAGCAGCAGAGAACCAAUGGGCACGCAGUCGCUCCAGCUGUUGCUGGAAGAGCUCCCCACAAACCAUCAACUGCUUCAUCUUUGAUGAUGUCAUGCCAACGACAACAUUGGCACAUUUGCUUGUUUCUUCUUCUUCAACUUGUAGUAGCCUCUUCAAGGCUUUAAAGUUAUCCUGUUACGGCCGCAUGCAUUUUAUAUUGUCUAGGUAGUGUUACAUGUAUAUCCAUUUUGUCCCCACUUUUUGGCCCCUAGUUCUGUAAGUAUCUUAGAUGUUUUUAUCAUCUGAUGCUGCUAUUUUUACCCUACCAGGCAUUAGAUUGAUCCCAGCUAGCGAAGGAUCAUAUUUUUUAAAUUUCCUCCCUUGAUGAGGAUGAGGCUGUAUAAUUUUAUUGUUUGGUUUUUAUCCUUCUUCUGUCU
Neltuma alba is the source of this 2067-nucleotide messenger RNA. RefSeq names its product aspartic proteinase-like protein 1. NCBI's taxonomy places the organism in Eukaryota, Viridiplantae, Streptophyta, Magnoliopsida, Fabales, Fabaceae. The record is from RefSeq and is a predicted model, not a curated record. Gene Ontology annotation, molecular function: aspartic-type endopeptidase activity. Bases 226 to 1815 code for a protein of 529 amino acids. Gene Ontology annotation, biological process: proteolysis. The transcript has 10 exons.